Molecule: messenger RNA, 327 nt
Organism: Knipowitschia caucasica
Lineage: Eukaryota; Metazoa; Chordata; Actinopteri; Gobiiformes; Gobiidae
Source: the annotation of a GenBank genome assembly
AUGCGCGUGUGUUGUGCGGGUUCAGGCAGCUUCUCUCAGGUGCGCCUCUGCUCCCAUCCGCUCUGUGCCAAACUGCGCCUUCCUCUCUGCGCGUCUAAAGACUCCAGUUCACUUCCAACCGCGGGGGGAGUGUGCUGCGCGCUCUUCCACACGCAGGAUGGAAUGGAGCGAGUGGUGAGUGCGUGUCCAUGCGUGCGCCGCUUCGGAUUGUGGCAUUGGCUGGUCCAGGCAGAUUCUGGAGAUUUGGUGACGAAGAAGUCGGACAAAAUGCUGGAGGAGGGUGCGGAGGUGAAGAGAGUCCAGUCGUUCCGGAUAAGAAAAAUGUAA